Molecule: messenger RNA, 1848 nt
Organism: Aspergillus brunneoviolaceus CBS 621.78
Lineage: Eukaryota; Fungi; Ascomycota; Eurotiomycetes; Eurotiales; Aspergillaceae
Exons: 4
Coding region: 1-1848 (615 amino acids)
Source: RefSeq, a predicted model, not a curated record
AUGCCUUCCUUAGCUUCGCAACGUCUUCCUCAAGAGAAAUAUGCCAGAGUCGAAGACUGGAUCUUGAGAGAUGACGAAGACGCGCCGAGAUUCUACAGGAAACUUCUUGCAGACCAGACUUCGAUUCGUGCAACGCAGCCCAAAGCUCUCGCCCAGAGCAAUGCUGACGCUACCUUGCCAGAGGUCGGAGGAUGCUCACCCUCCCAUCUCGCCGAUGCAAAGCCUACUGCACUGCAGGAUGAGAAGCUUGAUAGAUACGAGCGCCGUAUGAGGCACAAAACCAAGGACGACCGAUAUGACUAUAAAGAGACCAAGGUCCAGAAGAAGCUCGAACGUCUUUCAAAGCAUCUCAGGCGAGCAAUCGCCCACAAGUUCCAUGCGCCCAAUGUGGCCCAAGAUCGAUUGACGAUCAACCAUCGCCAAGACUUGGGAAUCUUCAAGAAGGGAAAGACCUCUUCCCCUAUCAAAUCUAGAGUCCCCAUACUUGGCUUUUCAGAGGAAGACUUCCUGGCAGGAAAAUCUCAAAGCCUGAUCCCUCGGAAUGAUGUAUCUGAGACGUAUUUCGGACCGCUCCCAGAUCGUGACAUAGCAGAUACAACCAGACGCGAGAUGCAGAAAUCAAUUCGUCAUGAAGAUCACCGGUCACAACACGGCACAGAUGGGAAAAAUGGAAACGUGCUAAGAAAUGCUAUGAGAUCGCCACGUACUGCCUUGGACCUGUCGUCAGACCCCGACCUGGAAAGCCACACUAGAAAUCUUCUGCGGGUUAAUUUCCGCUCUCCCACGAAAGCCACUCCGGGAAAAAGGCUAUGGACUCUGGAGGAUUUACACCGCUUACUCAGGGAGAGAGAGACCCUCUGGGACUCGGGGAAGAAUGAUACUCAAGCCUCGCAACGCAGCAGAAUAUCUCUUAACAGAGACUUUCUCAAACGCAUGUCCUCGUCAUCGCCCAUGCGAACCGCAACCACUGCGCCUAUGCCGCCCAAGAAGAUUCAAAGAACUGGAAGAGGACAUGCAAUUCAGCGGGAGCACAGAGAUCCAGGCAUCAAGUCUCGAGCUACGAUAUUAUCGGCAAAUUCUAAAACGCCUCCAGAAUACGCACACCGACAGGAGGAAUCCUUGCGGAAAGUCACCAGAGACUGGAUCACUCCGACAAAGUCAUCUCAGCAUAUAUUACCCUGUGAAGUUUUACAGAAUGAAAGGCCCAAUAUGCCAGAUGUGCCAUAUUCUGAGGGCAAGGAUGAAGUGUGCCGUCAGGUUUCUUGCGAUGCCCAAUCGAACUCGACGUUUGUCACUUCAAGCGGGCAUAAUGAGAUCAUCGAUGACUGCUUCCCAUUGAGUCCCAGCAAGGUGGACUAUGCUGCCCUCGAAGCUGCGUGUGACGCCAUUUUGGCUUCCGAAUCGAACUUCUUCGAACCUCUUCAGGAAAGUUUCAGAGAGAUUUCCGCUUCAAGUUUCGAGCCUGGGAUUCCAACACGGAGGUCGGAGAGUGCUCUGGAAAGAAAGCCUUCAGCCAGGGAUACACAUGAAGACACGCAUGGCUACGCAAAUGACGAUCGGACAUGCUACUACUUGUCAAGCCAUUCGGCGGACAGGUCGUGGAAAGCCCCGGCAAGCGGUGCGGUGAGAGAUGUGCCUCUCUCAAGGUACAUUACGACAAUCUAUGACGGCGGUCUGUUCACUGAGAAUGAACAAAUGCAAACGCGCGCUGAGUUUACCACCCAUGCAGAAGGCUGCUUGGAAUGCAGACUGCGACAAGGCUCUGGCUCGCAUUGCGAGCCCACAAGGCUACAAAUUGAUGUCAGCGAUGAUCUGAGAGGGUUUUGGCAGCGAAGGAUGUUGUAUUGA